This is a messenger RNA of Funneliformis caledonium, 141 nucleotides long. The record is from the annotation of a GenBank genome assembly. NCBI's taxonomy places the organism in Eukaryota, Fungi, Glomeromycota, Glomeromycetes, Glomerales, Glomeraceae.
CUUCUUGAAGUAAAAAUCGAGAAUAGAAGUAGUAAUAAUGGGAUGUUAUUGAUAGAAACUGCUUAUGAUAAAAAUAGAUUACAAAUUAUUCAUAAAAUUAAAAAUGAAAUUGGUAAAGAAGAAAGUGAUCUAACAAUUUAA